Molecule: messenger RNA, 2604 nt
Organism: Helianthus annuus (common sunflower)
Lineage: Eukaryota; Viridiplantae; Streptophyta; Magnoliopsida; Asterales; Asteraceae
Exons: 3
Coding region: 1-2604 (867 amino acids)
Molecular function (GO): RNA-DNA hybrid ribonuclease activity; nucleic acid binding
Source: RefSeq, a predicted model, not a curated record
AUGUUUAUAGAUCCGGGAAGCUCGAUGGACAUCAUAUACGAGCAGUGCUUUAAACAACUCGACCCAGAUGAUAAAGCACGUCUAGAACCGGUCGAUUUUCCCCUAACCGGAUUCUGCAAUGAAGCUGUAUUCCCAUUGGGACAAAUAGCUUUCCCUGUGACUUUGUCAGAUGGCGAACAUUCACAAACAGUUACAGUCAAUUUCAUGGUCAUGCCGGCAACAUCACGUCAUGAUGUUCUGCUCGGAAGGAGAUCACAAAGAGAGUUCAGUAUGAUCACAUCUAUCCCACACGCUGCAUGUGGGUUCCCAACGGAAACCGGAGUUGCAAUUCUGUACUCAAGCAAAGAAGUCAUGUACGUGGACGACGAGCCACCAGCAAAGGUAGUCAAACCUUCAGCAUCAAACGAACCGGAGAAAUGGGUCCUGAACGAAGAAUACCCAGAGCAGACCAUCUCACUAGGACACGCCAUUUCACCAGUAACACGAAUACAACUGAAAGCACUGUUGUCCAACAACAAAGACAUAUUCGCUUGUACGCUGCGAAACUGCGGGAAGAAAACCCCCUUUCAAUGGACACCUGAAGCAGAAGCAGCAUUCAAACAAAUGAAAGAAUGUUUAAUUCAGCUACCAACGCUGACUGCGCCAAAAGAAAAAGAGCCACUGAUCUUAUACCUAUCAGCCGCGGAAGUAGCGGUAGGUGCAGUAUUAAUGGUGGAACGAGACAACGUUCAGACUCCAAUUUACUAUAUCAGCAAAAUGCUCACUGGCCCAGAAACUCGCUACUCAAUGAUAGAAAAAUUGGUUCUAGCACUAGUACACGCAUCCCGAUGCUUGCGCAGGUAUUUCUCGGGCCACGUCGUCACAGUUCUCACAAAUUAUCAUUUAGGCCAAAUCUUAUCAAAACCCGAUGUGGUGGGGAGAUUGGCUAAAUGGGCCAUUGAGCUAGGAGGAUACAAUAUCUUCUACAAGCCAAGACCAGCAAUCAAAGGGCAAGUUCUAGCAGACUUCGCUACCGAAGUGUCCAUCGAUAAAGUACAAGAAUGCGAGGCAAUCCAGAACCCUACACCUGUUUUUGACGACAGAGUCUGGACCUUACACACAGAUGGCGCUUCCAAUGAUGACGGAGCAGGAGCAAGCCUCCGAUUGGUCAGUCCGGACAAUCACGAGCUCACAUAUGCCAUACGCUUAGACUUCCAAAGUACCAACAAUGAAGCAGAAUACGAAGCAUUUUUAGCAGGCCUUCGUCUAGCACUCAAAAUGGGGGCAAGAAACCUUGAGGCCAACGUUGAUUCAAAACUAGUAGCCGAGCAAGUUAACGGUCACUAUGAUGCAAAAGGAGAAGCUAUGGCAUUAUACCUUGAACAAGCACGGAUGUUAAUCAGCCAAUUCCAGACAUUCAGGGUUAACCAUAUAAACAGAAGCGAAAAUAAGCACGCAGACGCGCUUAGCAAAUUGGCCGCUACCAGCUUCAAGCACUUAGCAAAAGAAGUGCGCAUAGAGGUACUGUCUAAUCCAUCGAUCCAUCUCAAGCAAGUAAACGUUAUAGAGGUCGGUAACCCAUCCUGGAUGUCUUCGAUCAUCUUAUACCUACAACACGGGAAACUUCCGGAGGGAAAAGCAGAAGCCCGGAAACUCCAACACAAAGCGAUAAAUUACGAAAUGGCAGAUGGCGUCCUUUACCGAAAGUCAUUCAUGGGACCAUUAUUACGCUGUGUCGAUAAAACAGAUGCUCAAUACCUGGUCAGAGAAAUCCACGAAGGUUUAUGUGGAAUACACGCGGGACCGCGCAUCGUCGUGGCAAAAAUAAUGAACGCCGGAUACUACUGGCCAGGAAUGCAUAUGGACGCAGUUGAUUUAUUAAGGAGAUGCACAGCCUGUCAACGCCAUGCACCAAAGAUACUCCGACCAAAAAAUCCGCUAGUACCUGUCACAUCCGCCUGGCCAUUCCAACAAUGGGGCAUCGAUCUUGUUGGACCAUUUCCUGACGCGCCAGGCGCAGUAAAAUUCAUCAUUGUAGCGGUCGACUACUUCACCAAAUGGGUGGAAGCUAAAGCUUUGGCCUCAACCACAGCAAUGGUCGUCGAUGGCAUAAAAGCACGACUAGGAACAGCACGCAGAGGGUGGGUCAACGAACUCUCCAGCAUCCUCCAGGCGUAUCGAACAAUGCCAAAAACUAGCACAGGCGAAACUCCGUUCAGUCUAGUCUAUGGGUCUGAAGCCGUCAUCCCAGCAGAGAUUGGCUUACCAUCACCACGCAUGAUAGCCAUGGAAAAACAGAAUAAUGAGCAAGAACGAAGAUUGGAUCUAGACCUCCUCGAAGAACGGCGCGAGAAUGCUGCUAUCACAGAGGCCAGGUACAAAUCCAAACUCGAAAAAUACUACAAUGCGCGCGUCCGCGUAUGCACAUUUGUUCCGGGUGAUUUCGUUUUGCGCGAUAAUGAAGCAUCAAAUGCUGAAAUUCCGGGCAAAUUAGCGCCAAGAUGGGAAGGACCAUAUGUCAUUAACGAGGUCCUAGGCAAAGGGGCGUAUACUCUCAAAAGAAUUGACGGGACUCUAGUCCCACGCACCUGGAACGCGCAGCAGCUGCGCAGGUGUUACAUGUAG